Gadus macrocephalus (Pacific cod) is the source of this 2846-nucleotide messenger RNA. It is a transcript of the gene kif9, whose product is annotated as kinesin family member 9. The coding region runs from base 126 to 2456 and encodes 776 amino acids. Gene Ontology annotation, molecular function: ATP hydrolysis activity; microtubule binding; microtubule motor activity. The record is from RefSeq and is a predicted model, not a curated record. Gene Ontology annotation, biological process: microtubule-based movement. The transcript has 20 exons. NCBI's taxonomy places the organism in Eukaryota, Metazoa, Chordata, Actinopteri, Gadiformes, Gadidae. Gene Ontology annotation, cellular component: microtubule; kinesin complex.
AACAUGAGUGUGUAAGAUAAAUGGCCGUCAUUCAGUGUAACGGUUGGUACCAGAUCAGACUAUAGUGAUGCAGCAGUAGCAUUGCGAAGAAUCGGGUCGUGAUAUAAGUUACUGUCUUCAGGAUCAUGAAGGUGUUCGUGAGAAGCCGACCGACCGCCACUUUUGCUCAAGAGCUCAUAGAAAUCCUCCCCGAUGGAAAAACGGUGCAGAUCCACCAGAGCAAAGGGAGGCGGUGUGGAGGAUACCACGCCCCCAGCUCCUGGUGCUUCCAGCUGGACGGGGUGCUGCACCUCCUGUCCCAGGAGGAGGUGUACGCCAGGGUGGGCCAGGAGGUGGUUUUGGGGGCGCUGGACGGGUACAAUGGUACGGUCUUGUGUUUUGGCCAAACAGGCGCAGGAAAGACCUACACCAUGACGGGCACCACCGAGUCCUACCGCCAGCGAGGGAUCAUCCCCCGCGCGGUGGAACAGGUGUUUCAGGAAGUGGCGAAGCGCAGCGACCAGAUCUUCUCUGUCCAGCUGUCCUACCUGGAGGUCUACAACGACACCCUGACGGACCUGCUGUCCACACUGGCCGGGCCCCAGCACCUGGCCCCCCGGGGCCCAGUGCCCCCCCGGCCGGGUCUUGCGUUGAUGGAAGAGCCCGGUGGGCGGGUGUCCAUCAGGGGUCUGUCCCUGCACCCCGUCCAGAGCAAGGAGGAGGCCCUGGACCUGCUGUUUGAGGGGGAGCUGAAUCGCAUCAUGGGAGCUCACGCUAUGAACAACCACUCCUCCAGGUCCCACUGCAUCUUCACCCUACACAUACAGUCUCGCUCCAGGUCUCUCUCUGGCACCACGUUCCUGCGCUCCAAGCUGAGCCUGGUGGACCUGGCCGGGUCGGAGCGCCUGGGUAGGACUGGGGGGGCGGGGCAGACGUUGCGGGAGGCGACACACAUCAACAAGUCUCUGUCCUUCCUGGAGCAGACCAUCCUGGCCCUGGCGGACCCCCGCAGAGACCACGUCCCCUUCAGACAGAGCAAGCUCACCCACGCACUCAAACACUCCCUGGGAGGGAACUGCAACACAGUGCUGGUGGCCAACAUCUACGGAGAGGAGACGCAGAUGGACGAGACGCUGUCCACGCUGCGGUUCGCCAGUCGGAUGAAGAGCGUCAAAAGCCAACCGUCCAUCAACCAACACGUUGACCCUGCAUUGGAGGUGAAGAGGCUCCAGAAGGAAGUGGAGAUGCUGAGGGAUGAGCUGUCCAUCCAGAAUCUCCUGGUGAAUGGAGGGGGGGCGAGGUACCAGCCUCUCUCCAAGGCCCAACAGGCUGAACUCCAGGACCAGGUGCAGAGGUACCUGGAAGGAAGUCUUGAGGCCAUCAGUGUGGUCAGUGUCAGACAGCUGCAGGAGGUCUUCUCUCAGUUCAGACUGGCUGUGCAAGAGCAGGAGCAGAGAGUGAAGGCCAAGCUCUCUCAGACCUACACGCUGGUGGAGAGAGGCCGGGCCGACGACUCAGCCAAUCCCAAGGAGGAGGAUGAAGUGGAGGAGGAAGAGGAGGAGGAGGAGGAGGAGGAGGUGGGCGGCAGCCGCAGGGUGGGGGGUAUGACCGGCCGCGCCCGAGUCAAGAGCAAACGCAAGAAGGCUAAAGAAGCCCCGCCGAGCCGGGGGAAAAAGCCUGGAGCCGCGAGUCCUGUUCAUGGGAAGGCACUAGAGACCAGAUCCAGUCCCAGGAUACAUCCUCCUCCCCAGACCCCUGAGGACGAACCGGACCCCCCCGACCAGGAAGUACAGGAAGCACCACCUCCAGAGGCAGAGCCAAUCAGGACAGACUCCCCCCCCACCAAGGCCCAGGCCUUCGAGGAGUUCAAGGCGUCGGGCGGGGCCGGCCUCCACCGCCUCCUGCGGAGCAACAAGGAGGUGCUGCAGGAGCGCCGCGCCCUCCUGCACCUCCUCGGCCAGGAGCUCAACGCCGCCAAGAGGGACAUCGACGCGGCGGCGGAGGACGUCCAGCGGCACCGCCACGCUCACGGCCGGCUCCGGGGGUCCGAGGAGACCCAGGACGUGGAGGAGGCCCUGGUGGGCCGUCUGGGGGCCCUGAGGACGCGGUACCGCCAGCACCACGACCAGCUGGGCCCCGCGAGGGCCGAGGUCCGCUACUGCCAGCACCUGGUGGACCGCUGCAGGGUCCGCCUGCUCUCAGAGUUUGAGAGCUGGUACCCCAACUCCUUGCUGUCGCCCCGGGAGGUCCCGGAAAGGGGUUCGAUCACGCCUGGGCUCGUACCCCCGGACCGCUCUCCCUCCCUGGGCGACGAGGAGCGGCGUCCUUGUGAGCACGUCCAGAGCAGGCGAGGCGAGGGGCCCGGCGCCGUGGCCUUCUACAACGCCCACCGCCGGAGCCUCAGACGGAUGAAGAGCAGAAGACCUCCAGGAACUCUCCCAAAUACACUUCCCACCACGGUUCUCCCCUUUGCCUAGGGGACCAGAUUUUUGUGCAGACCAUCGAACACAAUAAAAAAGUUGCAGUAUUCCUUUGAAAAGCUCUUAUCUGAACAAAAGACACAAUGCGGUGAAUCGGCUUAUUAAAUGAAAAGUAAAAUUUAUUAUUCCUGAACCACAAAAUAGACUUCUUUGGUUGUACAAAUCCCCUAGUUACAGUCUGGUAUGAGCUCUACACAUCCACCCCAUAAUAUCUCUGCCCCGCCCCCCUCCCACAGAGAACAGAUGAACAAACACAGCAUUAAAAAGGUGAAUCCCAACGUGUUGGAGAAAGCGUUACCUACUCAACUAUAAUAUUUAUAUAAAAAAAAAAGACAUUCACGAAUGUUUCCAACCAAAAACUGAAUCUCAGUCAGCUCAACAUGGAAA